Impatiens glandulifera is the source of this 1129-nucleotide messenger RNA. Its product is annotated as xyloglucan endotransglucosylase/hydrolase 2-like. Gene Ontology annotation, cellular component: apoplast; cell wall. Gene Ontology annotation, biological process: xyloglucan metabolic process; cell wall biogenesis. The record is from RefSeq and is a predicted model, not a curated record. Bases 118 to 963 code for a protein of 281 amino acids. Gene Ontology annotation, molecular function: hydrolase activity, hydrolyzing O-glycosyl compounds; xyloglucan:xyloglucosyl transferase activity. Lineage: Eukaryota; Viridiplantae; Streptophyta; Magnoliopsida; Ericales; Balsaminaceae. The transcript is spliced from 3 exons.
GGACCUUAAAAAUUCCAUCUUUUCUUUCUUCUUCAGCCAGCUGUCUCCACUCCACUCCAUUACUACUUGAGUCUUUAUUUCUCACCAUUUCAAUCAAUCAAUCAAUCCUCCAUCUCCAUGGAAAUGGGUUUUGUUUCCUUUAUCGUAUUCUUCCUCGGAUUCUCCAUUCUCUCUUUCGCCGAUGCCAACUUCAACAGAGACUUCGAUAUUAUGUGGGGAGGAAGCAAACGAGCCAAGAUUAAAGAUAAAGGUCGUUUUCUAACCCUAUCAAUGGACUUAGCUUCCGGCGCCGCCUUCCAAUCCAAAAAAGACUACAUCUUUGGAAGAUUCGAUAUGCAAAUCAAACUUAUACCCGGAAACUCCGCCGGCACCGUCACUUCAUUCUAUUUAUCCUCUCGGGGAGAGGGGCACGAUGAAAUUGAUUUUGAAUUCUUGGGGAAUUCGACCGGCGAACCUUACCUUCUUCACACCAACGUUUUCAGCCGCGGCGGCGGCGGCAGGGAGAAACAGUUUUAUCUAUGGUUCGAUCCAACUGCUGAUUUCCAUACUUAUUCAAUCAUCUGGACUCCAAAACACAUUCUAUUCGGUGUGGAUGGGACAAUCAUAAGAGAUUUCAAGAACAUGGAAUCAAUUGGAGUUCCGUAUCCGAAUAAGCAACGAAUGAGAGUAUAUGGAAGCUUAUGGAACGCGGAUUCAUGGGCUACGAGAGGUGGGCUUGUGAGGACGAACUGGAGUGAAGCUCCUUUCAUGGCGUCUUACAGAAAUUUCCGACGGUUGAAUUCUGGUGAUGAUCGAUUAAACGAUAUUGUUGGUCAAGAACUCAAUUCGGUUGUUGGAGAAAGGAUGAAAUGGGUGCAGGAUAAGUAUAUGGUUUAUGAUUAUUGCGGUGAUAUGGUAAAACAUCCCCGUGGUCUUCCGGCAGAAUGUGUUGUAUCCGCUGCAAAGCUUUCUAGAAACUUCUAGAAGUUAAUCAAAUACAUCAUACGAUUUCUAGAUAUUACUAAUUCUGAUUUGUUGUAUUACUACUUUUUUAUUUGGUUCAUGUUUUAUUGAUGUUGAUUAGAAAAAACAAGAACAUAAUUCAUUCGAUUUCUGCUCUAUGUUACCUGAUAAUUGAAACUUGCAAUGA